Molecule: messenger RNA, 1146 nt
Organism: Penicillium angulare
Lineage: Eukaryota; Fungi; Ascomycota; Eurotiomycetes; Eurotiales; Aspergillaceae
Product: GDP-mannose transporter
Exons: 4
Coding region: 1-1146 (381 amino acids)
Cellular component (GO): Golgi apparatus
Molecular function (GO): GDP-mannose transmembrane transporter activity; antiporter activity
Source: RefSeq, a predicted model, not a curated record
AUGUCGCACAAGAAAAACGAAGAUCUGGAAAUGAGGAGGAUGGCUGAGCCAGAGUCCGAUGAGCGAGAAAACUUCCUUCCCAAGCCUGCAUCCAAUAAUUGGGCUCACGGGGAUGGUGGCUCGGAUAGCAUGUUCUCCCAACUUGAGAACAAUCCUGGCGCCGCUGUUCUGGCCUAUUGCUUUUCCUCGAUUAGCAUGACGGUCGUGAACAAGUAUGUUGUGUCGGGCUCGUCUUGGAACUUGAACUUUCUUUAUCUGGCCAUUCAGGCCGUUAUCUGCACUGCUGCAAUUCUGGUCUUGAGACAGAUGGGGAUGAUUCCCAACCUCGCCGCCUUGGAAAGCCGAAAAGCCAAAAAAUGGUUGCCUGUGUCGAUUGCCUUCGUUGGCAUGAUAUAUACCAGCACCAAGUCCCUGCAAUUCCUCUCCGUCCCGGUAUACACUAUCUUCAAAAAUUUGACCAUCAUCGCGAUCGCCUAUGGUGAGGUUCUCUGGUUCGGUGGCAAGGUCACACCAUUGCUCUUGUUGUCGUUUGGCUUGAUGGUGCUCAGCUCCGUUGUUGCGGCGUGGGCUGAUAUCCAGUCUGCUCUUAAUGGCGACGGGCACUCGGAUGAGACUGCCGCUGCUAUCUCAACUUUGAACGCUGGUUACGCGUGGAUGGGCCUGAAUGUCUUUUGUACUGCCUCGUACGUCCUGGGCACACGCAAGUUUAUCACAUCGCUGAAUUUCAAAAACUGGGACACUAUGUACUACAACAACCUGAUCUCCCUUCCUAUUAUGAUCGUCUGCUCUCUGGUGACCGAAGAUUGGUCUUCGGCCAACUUGGCUCGGAACUUCCCUGUCGAGACGCGCAACAAUCUCAUGAUUGGCAUGCUCUAUUCUGGCUUGGGCGCCAUCUUUAUCUCGUACUCGUCUGCAUGGUGCAUUCGCAAGACCUCGUCGACUACAUACUCAUUCGUCGGGUAUCUGAACAAACUCCCACUCGCUAUUAGCGGUAUUGUUUUUUUCGGUGCCCCAGUCACGUUUGGUAGUGUGACAGCUAUUCUCCUGGGAUUCUUCAGCGGCCUUAUCUAUGGUUACGGUAAGUUGAAGCAAAAGGAGGAGCCCAAGCAGGUUCUCCCUACUUCUCAAACUCCCAGUCGACCAUGA